This is a messenger RNA of Hordeum vulgare subsp. vulgare (domesticated barley), 1330 nucleotides long. RefSeq lists its product as uncharacterized. The record is from RefSeq and is a predicted model, not a curated record. The transcript has a single exon. Lineage: Eukaryota; Viridiplantae; Streptophyta; Magnoliopsida; Poales; Poaceae. Bases 379 to 1092 code for a protein of 237 amino acids.
AACAAAGAUAAAGCGAGCGGGAGGAAAGUAACAAAGAGAGAAAAGAACGCCGUGUGAAGCAUGUGACGUGAACCUCCCUCCCUCGCAACAGAGGAAACAAAGAAGGAGGAGGAACGCUCCUUCCGCUCCGUCCAUCCGUUCUCCUUGACGCCACACGUCACUCGCCCGCCCCACGACUACGAGCCGCAGCCGCCCACCAACCGGGUCAGAAAAAAACAGCGCAGGCGCGCCGGGAAGGGAAGGCGCCGAUCGACGAUCAGAUCCCGCACCCGCACACGCGACGCGAGGCCAGGCGGCUCGCUCCACCCCACCCCACCCCACCCCACCCCACCGGCGCGUAGAUCCCGAUCCCGAAUCCCGUCCCGCGUCCGCCACGCCAUGGCGGACUGCCGCAGCCUCAUCGAGUUCCUCCGCGCCUUCGAGCACCGCCGCCGCGCCUCCGCCUCCGCCGCGCCCGGCCCCCCCUCCCCGUGCGCCCGCCCCCGCCGCGCGGCCUCGUCCUCAUCCUCAUCGUCGCGGGGGAGGCUCUUCACCUCGCUCUGCGACAACCCGCCCCCGACGGCCGCCCUCGACGCGCUCGCGCUCCUGGCCGUGCUCGGCGCGCUGGCCUUCCUCGUCGCGCCCUACGCCAGGCUGCUCGCGCGCGAGGCCGCCGACCUCGUGCGCCAGUACCCGGACGAGCCCUACUCGUACGUCGCCUUCGCGGCGGGCGCCGGCGCCGCCGUGGCCGCCGUCGCGGGGCUGCUCGCGUGGGAGGCGGCCGGCCACCACGCGCGCAAGUGCGGCAGGCCCCGCUGCCGCGCCCUGCGCAAGGCCGUCGAGUUCGACAUCCAGCUCGAGACGGAGGAGUGCGUGCGCGGGAGCGGCAGGCUCAUGCCGCCCGCCGGCCACGCCAAGACGCUCCUCGCCGCUGCCGGCUCCGCCGCGCGCCUCGUCGAGCUCGGCGACGAGCACCGGGAGCUCGAGGCGGAGCUCAGGAAGAUGGCGCCCCCCAACGGCCGCUCCGUCCUCAUCUUCCGCGCCCCCUGCGGCUGCGCCAAGGGCAGGAUGGAGGUCUGGGGCGCCAAGAAGGUGCGCCGGAUCAAGAAGUAGCAGCAGCAGCAGCAGCGAUGACUGGAUCACACCAGCGCUUACUGCCCUCCAUAAUAAACCACUAGUUUUCUACUCUAGUACUUAUUACAUACAGUACUCUAUAGUAAUACAGUGCUCUUGCUGUUAUGGCAAGUAUAGCUGAGAAUAAGGAGAGGAACAAAGGAAUAGAUACAUACAUGUCUUCUCAUGACUUGUGAUGCACAUCACCCCAAAGAUUAUACAUAGCUUUGCUCUUUCA